AUGCGCUUUUUUACCACUCUCAUCGCGACCUCUGUCGUUAUGACAGGAGUUCUUGCGAUUCCCUCCCCAAAUACCGAUGAUGCACCAGUGUCUAUUGAUUCCUCCCAUUUGAUCCCGCAGAACUUCACAGCUUCUGACGGUAAUACCUAUGAGAUUUGGGUUGAUGCUGGAUUCCUCGAUGGCGAAGACGAAGACGAAGACGAUGAUGAAACUGAUCUCGAGAAGCGCCAAACUAAGCCUGAAAAUAUCGGUCGUUACGCCCCCAAGUGGAAGAAGAGGUCCACCAAUCAGGACAAGUGUCGUCACAGCUCUUUCGUCGGUGACACUGGCCCUCAUGCACCUACAACCGGUCGAUGCAUGGCUAUCCAAGAAUGGGCACGAACCAACAAAGGCUACUGGGCCAUUGGCUGGAAGUCUAUCACACCGGGCAAAUACCGCGCCCUCCUCAGCAGUCGGAAAUCUGGCACGACGCAAUGCCUCUUUGGCGUAUACCACAACGCUUGGCAGGUGCGAAUUGGCAAUUCAGACAUCUACGACCUAAUCAGAGAUUCCUUGGCGAAGUACAAACGCUCAUACAAUGGUGUCUGGAGAGUCCGAUCGUGGGGCAGCGCUGAUUGCGAUGGAGAUUUGGUUCAGAAUGGCUCGGCAGAGUUGAAAUGGUGGAUGACAGAGAAAUUUUAA
This is a messenger RNA of Orbilia oligospora ATCC 24927, 681 nucleotides long. RefSeq lists its product as uncharacterized. The record is from RefSeq and is a predicted model, not a curated record. Lineage: Eukaryota; Fungi; Ascomycota; Orbiliomycetes; Orbiliales; Orbiliaceae. Bases 1 to 681 code for a protein of 226 amino acids. The transcript is spliced from 2 exons.